Sycon ciliatum is the source of this 1811-nucleotide messenger RNA. Its product is annotated as ras-related protein Ral-A-like. The record is from RefSeq and is a predicted model, not a curated record. Gene Ontology annotation, molecular function: GTPase activity; GTP binding; GDP binding. NCBI's taxonomy places the organism in Eukaryota, Metazoa, Porifera, Calcarea, Leucosolenida, Sycettidae. The transcript has a single exon. Gene Ontology annotation, cellular component: plasma membrane. Gene Ontology annotation, biological process: Ras protein signal transduction. Bases 586 to 1158 code for a protein of 190 amino acids.
CACAUACUUGACAUAGUCAGUAGAUCUAGCUUGCUCUGUCUACUACACGAACGGUGGCUUUGGCGCUCCGCUGCUUUCCUAGGCUCUGGUUUCUUGUGUGUGCCGGCGGCGGCAAAAUAACUUCAAGUCAAGCUGUUGCUCUCCAAUACGAUCGAACACAUUACCUGAGGACUGCUCGCUGCAAAACAGCCGCUACAGGCAGUAAGCUAUCGACUUGUAAACGCUAUCAAAGCUAGAUUGUGGCUGGUGCCGAAAGAACAGAGCAUCAGCGGAGCACGGUUUGGUCCUGCUCCAUACACCACUGGGACGGUGGCUCAAGGCGUUGGAACGACUGCUCUCUUCAGCUGAAUACUGGAGUAUUGUGUGCACCGGCAGUCGCAGCAAAAUAACUUCCAGUCAUUUUCGCUCUCCAGUUGUAUCAACUCAUCGAACACAUCACUGUAGGAGUGCCAACUGCGAAACAGCCGCUACAGGCGAGAAACUGUCGAUCUGCGAGUUAGAGCGCUGCUCGAGCUGGAUAGUAACCUGGUUGGUGGCUGCCAGUAUCUGUAACCGUACUCCACGCUGUAUUCGCCUGGCUGUAGUAUGGCGCUUCACAAAGUCAUCAUGGUGGGUAGCGGCGGUGUAGGCAAGUCCGCACUGACUCUACAGUUCAUGUAUGACGAGUUCGUGUCGGACUACGAGCCAACCAAGGCGGACAGCUAUCGCAAGCAGGUGGUGCUGGAUGGGGCCGAGACCCAGAUUGACAUUCUGGACACGGCGGGCCAGGAGGACUACGCCGCCAUCCGCGACAACUACUUUCGCAGCGGCGAGGGAUUCCUGUGCGUCUUCAGCAUCGUGGAGAACGAGUCGUUCCACGCCACGUCGGAGUUCCGAGAGCAGAUACUGCGGGUGAAGCAGAACGACCGCGUGCCAUUCCUGCUGGUCGGCAACAAGUGCGAUCUGGACGAUAAACGCCAGGUGUCGACCAAGGACGCCCAGGACCGGGCCACGCACUGGGGCGUGCCGUACGUCGAGACAUCGGCCAAGACUAAGCAUAACGUGGACAAGGUGUUCUACGAUCUGAUGAGAGAAAUCCGGGCGCGCAAAGCGGCGGAGGGUGACGAUGGCGUGGCGCCGAAGAAAAAGAAGAAGAAGGGCAAGUGCGUUAUCCUGUGAACAGUGAGCAGCGGCUUUUUCUGAUAACUUAGUAACCAAUCUUCUCUUUGAUCCACCAUGCCGCAUCUGGCUGUUCAGUGUCGCUCUGUCAGACGGUGGAUAUAAUUUCUGCGCAGGUGUGUGUAUAUGUACAGAACGCUAUGAUUGUGUAUACACUUGUGAACUUAUCAUAUUGUGUGUGUGUGUGUGUGUGUGUAAGUAGGCACCAGUUCAAUGACGUAUCGAGCACAGUAGCACUCGAAUUCUCUUGAGCUCUGCGCCGAUGUGGCUGUUUUCCGGUGCUUUUGAGAGGGCUGGCCACCAAAUCCUUUUGUUAUUAAUUAAGGAAGAUUAUGAUCCAUUAUAGUGACUAGGCGUGGGGGGUCCGUGAUGCUGCUUUUUUCCCACUGAUCAGACCUUUCCCAGUUUUUGUUGCAGUUGUUGUGCCAAUUGUUUAUUCUUUGGUGUUCAAAUGUACAUGCUGGUAUGCACUGGAAGUACUGCUUGGUGAGAACUCAUCCGAUACGCUUCUUAUGCCUCCUGUCUGGGGGUUUCCCCAGUAGUCUCAUCCAAGAAAUUUAGGAAUAUAUUUUCUUUAUAAUAAUUUUGUGGAGUAUAGACCACUGCACUGUGCCCUUGCUACUGCACUUAUCAACUGGAGUCUGAAAGCCCAA